AUGGAAAUUACAUAUAUUUUAUCUAAAUACUUUGGUUCAAGUAGAUCAAAUAUCUAUCAAUCAAAUAGCCAACAAAGUUUAACAAUUCAAAAUUCAAAUGUUGCCUCUAAAAAAUUAAAUGUUUAUGAAUUUAUACCUUAUUAUUAA
Dictyostelium discoideum AX4 is the source of this 147-nucleotide messenger RNA. RefSeq lists its product as hypothetical. The record is from RefSeq and is a predicted model, not a curated record. The coding region runs from base 1 to 147 and encodes 48 amino acids. Lineage: Eukaryota; Evosea; Eumycetozoa; Dictyosteliales; Dictyosteliaceae. The transcript is spliced from 2 exons.